Molecule: messenger RNA, 1647 nt
Organism: Cyprinodon variegatus (sheepshead minnow)
Lineage: Eukaryota; Metazoa; Chordata; Actinopteri; Cyprinodontiformes; Cyprinodontidae
Product: tripartite motif-containing protein 16-like
Exons: 1
Coding region: 1-1647 (548 amino acids)
Molecular function (GO): zinc ion binding; protein binding
Source: RefSeq, a predicted model, not a curated record
AUGGAGGAGAACCAGCUGGAUUCAGAAACCUUCUCCUGUUCAAUCUGUCUGGAUCUACUGAAGGAUCCGGUGACUAUUCCUUGUGGACACAACUACUGUAUGAACUGUAUUAAAAGCCACUGGGAUAAGGAGGAUCAGGUAGGAAUUCAGAGUUGCCCUCAGUGUAGGGAGACCUUUAUACCCAGGCCAUUUCUGAAGAAAAAUAACUUGGUUGCUGCUGUAGUGGAGCAGAUAAAGAAGACUGGAUUGCAAGCUGCUCCUGCUGACCACUGCUAUAUUGGAGCUGAAGACGUGGCUUGUGAUAUCUGUACUAAAGGGAAAGUGAAAGCAACCAUGUCCUGUUUGGUCUGCCUCGCCUCCUACUGUGAAAAACACCUUCAGUCUCAUCGGGAGUCAGCUCCGUUAAAGAAACACAAGCUGGUGGAGCCCUCCAAGAAUCUUCAGGAAAACAUCUGCUCACAUCAUGAUGAGGUGAUGAAGAUGUUCUGCCGUGAUGAUCAGAAGUGUAUCUGUUAUCUAUGUUCUGUGGAGGAACAUAAAGGCCAUGAGAUAGUCUCAAUUGCAGCAGAGAAGACUAAGAGGCAGAGCGAGCUGGAGGAGAGGCGAGGUAUAAUCCAGCAGAGAGUCCAGGACAGAGAGAAAGAUGUGAAGCUACUUCAACAGGAGGUGAAAGCCAUCAAUCAACUGGCUGAUAAAACAGUGGAGGAGAGUAAGAAAAUCUUUAAUCAGCUGAUCCACUUCAUCCAGAAAAGAAGCUCUGAUGUGAAGCAGCAGAUCAGAUCCCAGCAGGAAGCUGUAGUGAGUCCACUCAAAGAGCUUCAGGAGAAGCUGCAGCAGGAGAUCACUGAGCUGAAAAGGAAAGACGUUGUGCUGGAGCAGCUCACAAACACCGAAGAUCAUAACCAGUUUCUUCGCAGCUACCUAUCACUGUCAGACUUUAGUGAAUCAGCACCUUCACAUAGCAUCAACGUUUGUCCUUUAAGAUCCUGGCAGGAUGUAACAGCAGCUGUGUCAGAGCUCAGAGACAAAGUACAGGACAUACUGAGAGACACAUGGACCAACUUCUCACUGACACUUAAUAAGGAAGAACCAGAACCAGGGAGCGGAACUGAAUUCUUAGAAUAUUCACUUCAAAUCACACUGGAUCCUAACACAGCAAACAGACAAUUGUCAUUAUCAGAGGGAAACAGGAAAGUGAAUAGGAUAGAACAACCACAGUCUUAUUCUAGUCAUCCAAACAGAUUUACUGAUUUUUGGCAGGUUCUGAGUAUAGAGAGUCUUCAUGGAUGUUGUUACUGGGAGGUGGAGUGGAGGGGGGACAUUGAUGUAGCAGUGGCAUACAAGAAUAUCAGCAGGGUAGGAGAGGGGGAUGAAUGUUUAUUUGGAUUUAAUGAAAAAUCCUGGGCUUUAAAUUGUAACCAAGGCAAUUAUACAUUUGGUCACAACAACAUCUGGACCCCUAUCUCAGGACCUGGUUCCUCCAGAGUAGGAGUGGACCUGGAUCACAGAGCAGGUGUUCUGUCCUUCUACAGAGUCUCUGAAACCAGGACUCUUCUCCACAGAGUCCAGACCAAAUUCACUCAGCCGCUACAUGCUGGAGUUUGGGUUGGUACUGGAUCCUCUGCAGAGUUCUGUAAACCCAAAUAG